ACACCGGCCCUUCGGGAGCGUCUGAGGAGGCGCGGGCCGCUGCGGGCUCGGGCGCCGCAGCGCGCCGGCCCGAGCCCCUGGACGAGGCCCACGGAGCCGCUCGCCCCGACCCAGCCGCCCGAUGUCCUCAAAAUGGAGGCAGCGGGGGCGGCGGCGUGAAGAAAGCGGCGCUGUGGGCGCGGGAGUAGGGGCCCGGGCGGAGGCGGUGGCGGGAUGGGGCUGCUGCUCAUGAUCCUGGCGUCGGCCGUGCUGGGUUCCUUCCUCACGCUCCUCGCCCAGUUCUUCCUGCUGUACCGCAGACAGCCCGAGCCGCCGGCGGACGAGGCCGCCCGCGCGGGCGAGGGCUUCCGCUACAUCAAGCCAGUGCCGGGCCUGCUCCUAAGGGAGUACCUUUAUGGCGGCGGCCGGGAUGAGGAGCCCUCCGGAGCGGCCCCUGAGGGCGGCGCGACCCCCACCGCGGCCCCCGAGACCCCCGCCCCGCCGACGCGGGAGACUUGCUACUUCCUCAACGCCACCAUCCUAUUCCUGUUCCGGGAGUUGCGGGACACCGCGCUGACCCGCCGCUGGGUCACCAAGAAGAUCAAGGUGGAGUUCGAGGAGCUGCUGCAGACCAAGACGGCCGGGCGCCUGCUGGAGGGGCUGAGCCUGCGGGACGUGUUCCUGGGCGAGACGGUGCCCUUCAUCAAGACCAUCCGGCUCGUGCGGCCAGUCGUGCCCUCGGCCACCGGGGAGCCCGAUGGCCCUGAAGGGGAGGCGCUGCCCGCCGCCUGCCCCGAGGAGCUGGCCUUCGAGGCGGAGGUGGAGUACAACGGGGGCUUCCACCUGGCCAUCGACGUGGACCUGGUCUUCGGCAAGUCCGCCUACUUGUUUGUCAAGCUGUCCCGCGUGGUGGGAAGGCUGCGCUUGGUCUUUACGCGCGUGCCCUUCACCCACUGGUUCUUCUCCUUCGUGGAAGACCCGCUGAUCGACUUCGAGGUGCGCUCCCAGUUUGAAGGGCGGCCCAUGCCCCAGCUCACCUCCAUCAUCGUCAACCAGCUCAAGAAGAUCAUCAAGCGCAAGCACACCCUACCGAAUUACAAGAUCAGGUUUAAGCCGUUUUUUCCAUACCAGACCUUGCAAGGAUUUGAAGAAGAUGAAGAGCAUAUCCAUAUACAACAAUGGGCACUUACUGAAGGCCGUCUUAAAGUUACGUUGUUAGAAUGUAGCAGGUUACUCAUUUUUGGAUCCUAUGACAGAGAGGCAAAUGUUCAUUGCACACUUGAGUUAAGCAGUAGUGUUUGGGAAGAAAAACAGAGGAGUUCUAUUAAGACGGUUGAAUUAAUAAAAGGAAAUUUACAAAGUGUUGGACUUACACUUCGUCUUGUCCAGUCAACUGAUGGGUAUGCUGGGCACGUCAUCAUUGAAACUGUGGCUCCAAACUCGCCUGCUGCAAUUGCAGAUCUUCAGCGGGGAGAUCGACUUAUCGCCAUUGGAGGUGUGAAAAUCACAUCAACACUGCAAGUGUUGAAGCUUAUCAAGCAGGCUGGUGACCGAGUCCUGGUGUACUAUGAAAGGCCUGUUGGCCAGAGUAAUCAAGGUGCAGUGCUGCAAGAUAACUUUGGCCAGUUGGAAGAAAACUUUUUGUCAAGCUCAUGCCAAUCGGGUUAUGAAGAGGAAGCUGCCGGGUUGACAGUAGAUACUGAAAGUAGAGAGCUGGAUUCUGAAUUUGAAGACUUGGCAAGUGAUGUCAGAGCACAAAAUGAGUUCAAAGAUGAGGCACAAUCAUUAAGUCAUAGUCCCAAACGUGUUCCAACAACACUUUCUAUUAAACCCCUUGGAGCUAUAUCACCAGUUUUAAACCGUAAAUUAGCUGUAGGAAGUCACCCACUACCACCGAAAAUUCAGUCCAAAGAUGGAAAUAAACCUCCACCCCUAAAAACUUCUGAGAUAACAGACCCAGCACAAGUGUCAAAACCAACCCAAGGAUCUGCUUUCAAACCACCUGUGCCACCACGACCACAAGCGAAAGUUCCUUUGCCUUCCGCCGAUGCUCCAAAUCAGGCAGAACCAGAUGUUCUCGUUGAAAAGCCAGAGAAGGUGGUGCCACCUCCUCUUGUAGAUAAAUCUGCUGAAAAGCAAGCAAAAAAUGUGGAUGCCAUAGACGAUGCAGCUGCACCUAAGCAAUUUUUAGCAAAGCAAGAAGUGGCCAAAGAUGUCACUUCAGAAACUUCCUGCCCUACUAAGGACAGUUCGGACGACCGUCAAACAUGGGAAUCAUCAGAAAUUCUUUAUCGUAAUAAGCUAGGAAAAUGGACAAGAACCAGAGCAUCCUGUUUGUUUGACAUAGAAGCCUGUCACAGGUACUUAAACAUUGCAUUGUGGUGCAGGGAUCCUUUCAAGUUGGGAGGUCUCAUCUGUUUGGGGCAUGUUAGUUUAAAACUUGAAGAUGUGGCUUUAGGAUGCCUAGCUACAUCAAACACGGAAUACCUUUCCAAAUUGAGACUGGAAGCCCCCUCACCUAAGGCUAUAGUCACUAGAACCGCACUACGCAAUCUGAGUAUGCAAAAGGGAUUCAAUGACAAAUUUUGCUAUGGUGACAUUACUAUUCACUUCAAAUAUUUGAAAGAAGGAGAAUCAGACCACCAUGUAGUUACUAACGUAGAAAAAGAAAAAGAACCCCAUUUGGUUGAAGAAGUUUCUGUUCUCCCUAAAGAGGAGCAAUUUGUUGGACAGAUGGGUUUAACAGAAAACAAACACAGUUUUCAGGAUACUCAGUUCCAGAACCCAACAUGGUGUGACUACUGUAAGAAAAAAGUUUGGACUAAAGCAGCUUCCCAGUGUAUGUUUUGUGCUUAUGUUUGCCAUAAAAAAUGUCAAGAAAAGUGUCUAGCUGAGACUUCUGUUUGUGGAGCAACUGAUAGGCGAAUAGACAGGACACUGAAAAACCUUAGGCUGGAAGGACAGGAAACCCUCUUAGGCCUGCCUCCUCGUGUUGAUGCUGAAGCUAGCAAGUCAGUCAAUAAAACAACAGGUUUGACAAGGCAUAUUAUCAAUACUAGUUCUCGUUUAUUAAAUUUGCGUCAAGUCUCUAAAACUCGCCUUUCUGAACCAGGAACCGAUCUCGUAGAACCUUCACCAAAACACACACCCAACACGUCAGACAACGAAGGCAGUGACACGGAGGUCUGUGGUCCAAACAGUCCUUCUAAACGGGGAAACAGCACAGGAAUAAAGUUAGUGAGAAAAGAGGGUGGUCUGGAUGACAGUGUUUUCAUUGCAGUUAAAGAAAUUGGUCGUGAUCUGUACAGGGGCUUGCCUACAGAGGAAAGGAUCCAGAAACUAGAGUUCAUGUUGGAUAAGCUACAGAAUGAAAUUGAUCAGGAGUUGGAACACAAUAAUUCCCUUGUUAGAGAAGAAAAAGAGACAACUGAUACAAGGAAAAAAUCACUUCUUUCUGCUGCCUUAGCUAAAUCAGGUGAAAGGCUACAAGCUCUAACACUUCUUAUGAUUCACUACAGAGCAGGCAUUGAAGAUAUAGAAACUUUAGAAAGUCUGUCUUUAGACCAGCACUCCAAAAAAAUAAGCAAGUACACAGAUGAUACAGAAGAAGACCUUGAUAAUGAAAUAAGCCAACUAAUAGACUCUCAGCCAUUCAGCAGCAUAUCAGAUGACUUAUUUGGCCCAUCCGAGUCUGUGUAGCAGACAGGUCUAUUUAAGCUUUCAAAUGAACAGGGUAAAGUUGCAUCUAAAGUACCACAGAUACAACCAUGUUUAAAUCCUCGUAUGCACUCUGGCCUGCUUCUCCAGUUACUUGCUUGUGUAAGAACAAAAAUGAGAAAGGUUGUUUUCCAGUAAAAACAUGACCAGCUUACUAAUUGGUUGUUUUGGAUUGCAUUUAUAGCUAUGCUUUUUUGGGUUUAUACUGGGAAUUUAUUUUUACUAAAUUAUUUAACUUUUCUAAUUAUGUAAUUAUGUAAGCUAGCUUUUCAUGUUUAUGUAUGUAUGGUGUCCCCUUGUGUUAUUUUUCUUCCUCUUGGUUUUUGAAUUAGUGUUAAAUAGAAUACUGUCUAGAUUCUUAAAAUAUUUUCAUUUCCAUCAUGGUUAUAACAAAUUUGCUGCAUGCCCAAACUGACAACAGCAAUCACUGAGGGAACAGGUUUUGAAUCUUUCUUUUGUGUUAUGAAGUUUAUCGUCUCUACUUGCUUGAGAUUUUUGUUAUUUUGGGGGUUUGGGGGUGCUUUUUGUUUUGUUUUUGCCAAAUGUAACAUGAAAGCAGAUGCUGCAGCUUUAGUCUGUUAUGCUGAUUUAGUAAAAAAAAAUUUUUUACAUAUAUUGCUUGCUUUCGAUGCUUCUGUGAAAUUUUUUUCUAAAGCUUUUGUGCAGCUGUAUGGUAAAAAUAUGGUGAUUAAUUUGAAGAGCUUACAUUGAAAGACAAUGUAAUAGGAAAUAAAUGUAGAUUGCAGUUGGUCAAGAAUUUUGUAGAGAGGAUAACAAGACUUAAUUACUGAAAAACAGUAACAUAGCAUUUUGAAAUAUAAUCUUUUAAAAUAUUGAUGCUUUCCUUUUAAAUGGAAAUUUAAAUUUUAUAAUUAAAAGUUUAAACAUUUAUGAUAAUUUUCCUCAUCAGUUCUCCCAUAGGAAAUAAAGCAUGUGAAAGGGUAUUUAAAGUUUUGGAGGACUCUUUUUAAAAUGACUGUGUUGAUAACUAGUUUGGGCUGGUUUUGUUUUAGAAAAAACAUUUUCAUGUAGGAGUAUUCUGUGAAGGAAAGGAAUCAUGCAAAAUAUACUUUUUGCUUUGGCGUCUUACAGUUGUAAAGGAAUGGUGAUCAUUCUGAAUACUUCUGUAGUGAGUAUUCAUUAAGAAAAGAAUGACAAAAAUAGUAUUCAUACAUAGGAAUUGGGACCAGUUCUCUGAAAAUGAAGAUAUACUCACACUGGGUCCAUUUUACGGGUCCCAGUAACAUUUGACUGAGGGAAAACAAGUAAGCUCGACUGUUGUUGGGGUACCUUAAUGGUUUCGGUCUGUUAUAUACCUAUAAAAUAGACAAGUAUAUGUUUGUCCCUUUGUAGGUAACUGCUAUGAUGAUUGCUAUAUAGUGAAACUGACAUGAGUUUAAAACUAGAUGGAGCAGCUUUUAUUGCUGGCAGGAAAAAGCAUGGUGUAAUAUUAAGGACUGGGGCCCAGGUCUAGACUCCAGGACUCCAUAAAAGAGUUUAAGUUCAAGCCCUUCCAUUAAUGAACUGUGUAAGCAUAGGCAGUUACAAAAGGACCCAUCUCUAAAAUGGGAAUAAUAAUACUUUACCUCCCUCACAGUAUUGUUGUGAGGGAAACAAUAGCAUAACUGCAAAAGUGCUUUGAACAGUAAAAAGAUAUACAAGUAAAAGGCAUUAUUUAUAUGAGUAAGAAAGACAUUUUUGAGGGGAGAAAAGUUAUUCCACUUUAAAAAUCAAUAGCCAAGUCUCAUGCCUUUUGUUACUUUAGUAAGCGAAAAUUUCAGGUACUAAAUACCUUUCUUAGCCAAGUUUAUAACAAAAACAUCUCAGUAUACUUCAUUACUUAUUUAAGCGUGAUGUCUUUUUUUUUUUUUUUUUUUUUUUUUUUUUUUUUUUUUUUUGAGACAGAGUCUCGCUGUCUCCCAGGCUGGAGUGCAGUGGCAUGAUCUCGGCUCACUGCAAGCUCCGCCUCCCAGGUUCACGCCAUUCUCCUGCCUCAGCCUCCGGAGUAGCUGGGAGUACAGGCGCGGCUAAUUUUUUGUAUUUUUAGUAGAGACGGGGUUUCACCAUGUUAGCCAGGAUGGUCUCGAUCUCCUGACCUCGUGAUCCACCUGCCUCGGCCUCCCAAAGUGCUGGGAUUACAGGCGUGAGCCACCACGCCCGGCCACGUGAUCUUAUUUUAAAAGAACACUGCUAUAGAAGAAUUUACACACCAAAUUCCCUGAAAGCUAAAGUAUUGUUCCAUAACUUACACUUGAGGCAAUCUGCUCAGUGUGUAACCACUUUAUAAAAAAUAACUUACCAUUGAUAACCUGGAAGGUGGACUACUUGUAAGUAGCUGGUGUUUAUUGAUUAAACCAUGGAAGUUUUCAUGAUACCCAAGCAUGUUGCUGAAACUGAUGCAUUUGAAAGAGCUGUUGAAAUAAUGCAAAACUUUGGUUUUAUAAGAAUCUACUCAUGUUUUAAAAGUAUUUAACUCUGUAGACCACAAUUAUAGAAAGCUCAGUAAUGCUGCUAAUGACAUUUGUAAACUAUAUCUGUAAUGUAGUGCAAUAUUUUUAUAUUUCACUGGGAGAGGCAGUAGAGACAUCAUAGUUGUACUUUAGUGCAAGUGGGGGAACACUCCAAAUAGCCUAGAGUAUAGUAAGGUACAAAGCUUCAAUGAAAAAAGCUGUAUUAUAUUACAUUACUGAUGUAAUCUUGCUGCCAUGCUAUGUAUCAAUAGCUAAAAAAUAAUAAUAAAGACUACCACAGAAAACAAGAAUAUCUUCAUUUAAUGAAAUCUUUAAAAAAGGUGAUUGCUGCAUCUCUAUGGAAUUAUCUUCUGGUAUAAUUUGGCCAUGCAGAAAAGCAUAACAAAGUCCACUUUUCCUAAACAAAAUUGCUGUUUUGCAGACUGCCCCAAAACAUUUUUUUACUAUUGUUUCCUUAUGGAUUAUCAAGUUUAUGGGUUUCCUUUGGCUAUGUAUUAGUAAUUAGACUUUAAAAUAUAUUUUCUACAUUAGUAUUAGCUGAGUGAAUGGCUUAGACAAACUGAGCAACAUUUUAGCAUUAUUAGCAAUCAUAAUAGGCUAUACUUCUUCAUAUCAAGCCUUAUAUUCAAUAUCAGAAGUACUUGAAAUAAGUGGCUAUUUUGUGAUGCUGGGAGGAGAAAACACAACCUAAAAAUUUUGAGGGGUACUAUCAAGUUCUAAAUGUAUAGCUGAAUUUUUUUUAAAGCAAUUUGGAAAUAUUUGGCUCUUAAAAAUAAGAUAAAUAAUAAAAUGUUAAGUCCCCUAAAAGUGAAUAAAUUUUAAAUACCUACUUUUAAAAAUACUGUCUUCUAAAUUGACAUAAUUGCUUUUCUUACCAAAAGAAGGAGAGGUUCCCCUAAUUCCUUUUGGGCCAUAGAUCCGCUUUUAGGAUCUGAUUAAAGAUGUGGACUUUCACCGCAGGAAGAUACCCAUGGGCACACCAUUCAAAAUGUAUCAGAUUUCAACGGUUUUACAAACUCCCCCGGGAUUAAGUCAAAUGGGUGGAUAUUACAGCUGUUUUCAUCAGAUAUGGUUAUUUGUUGACAACCAUCAGGACAACAAUGUUUAUAGAUGGAAGGAUAACUUCCUGGUUUUUUUCCACAUUGAAUGUGGCUAGUUACAUAUCUCAAUUUAAAAUAAAUUGUGGAAAGCCAAAAAAGUAUGGUCAAGCUAACCUGGGGUGGCUUUUACCUGAUGCCUACAAGCACAGAAAAAUAGUUUUUAAUUAAAUAUCCACAGUCAAAAUGAUACCUUAUGUAUUUUAUUCCAACAACAUUUGGUUUAUAAAGGAAUACAAACAGGCACAAAACAUGGUUCAGAAGAUUUAUUAAGUAAACUUGCUAAAAUAUGGACAGAUACACUUAGCAGUCAAACAGUUGAAUAUUCAUUGCUACCUCAUUAAAGUUUUUGUAUCUGUAUUACCAGGUCCAAACAUAAAAACCACCUCUGUUCAAAAAAUAAAUGUUCAGAGAGCUGUAUGUUCUUUGUUCUGGUAUGUACAUUUUAAAAAAACACCUCUUUCCAGUCUUGCUAACCAAGAAUAUUAGUCAUAUAAAAGAACUUAGAAUUUUUUUCCCCAAGUACAAGCUAUCUUUUGCUCCAAAACAGUUCUGAAGGUUUUAUUUAUAUUUUAUCUUAUCCCGAGGGACCAACAGCAGGCAUACCUUUGCCAGGCCUUCUUGCAGAAAGACACAGAGCCGUAAAGGCAAAAAUAAAAUUGCAAUAAAGUAUAUGGUAUUGGGGGCAGGGAGAACCAGAAACCCUCAAAGAGAACCAAUUUGUAGCACGUUCUUUUUUAAGGCUCUACCCCUGUAGAAGUAAGAAACUAGCCUGCCUUUUUAGCCAUAUGAGAGUUUCCUCCAGAGCCAUCUUCCAAAGUGGCAGACUUGGCCAAGUUGCCCAAUGCCAAAUAAGUGAGUUGGAAGUUCGUUUGCUUCAAACACACUGCACUUAGAAACCAGACUUGAAAUAAUCGAAGCCCCACAGAAAAGCUUCAUGAAACGAAGUGUUACUUUCCUAGAGAAUAAGAAAGUCACAAGAUUGAGGAGUCUGUUCUAAAGUUCUUUGCUCCUUGAUGUCGAAGUUAACACAAACACAAUCUUAGCUUAACGAAACUAAGUAAUUUUUGUUUAUGAUUAUAGAACUGCAGGAUUCACAAGUAGUAUUAGAGACAUUCCACACUGCACACUCCAGUCAUAUCUCUUAACAAAAUGACAUAAAUUGACAAUGUUCACUAACAGUAUUUGCUGUUACACUGAAAAGGCACAUCAAUGUUGUCAUGCUUAGAAAAAUACACAACACUGCACACUGGAUGAUAUAGUUAGCACAUACAUUUUUAGAUGUUCCAUUUUUCUUUUCUGCCUGAUCACUAUUAUUUUUACUUCUUAAUAUAUGAUUCAAGACAUAAUUUCAUUCUUCAUUUUCAUUUAAAAUUUGUCUUCACAUUGAUGUGAACAACUUUCAGGAGUCUAAAAAAUAGUAGUUUCAGACAACCUAAAAUAAAUAUAUUCCUAGAAAACACUUGGAUGACCUGCAAACAGAUCAAAGAUAUAGUCAGAUAUUAAAGUCAGAGCAGCUGUUUUCAGCUUCUUGUUUCCUUUUCUAAAACUUGAAGUAGAUGGCGAUUAACCUUAUCAUGUUUAAACAACCUUGACAGUAUAAGGUACAUGUACCCUCAAUUUUCUUCAUCCAGUAAGACAAGUAUGCAUCUUAAAGGGAAAGCUUUUAGUUCAUAACAAUAUGUUUGGUUGCUUUUCUCUGCUUUCGGAACAUUUACUGUUUUUCCUUUAUUGGCUUUAGUGUUUGCUGCCAACCAGAUAACAUGUUAACAUAUAAUUUACAACUCUCUCUAGGUAGGUGAUUACAUAGAAAACUAAUGCCAGCUAAGAUUUAUGGAUUCAAAAGAUAACUGACACAAGUUCUUGUCCUCUACACUUGAGAGAACUAGCUGUUUAACGCAUAAAUAUAUUGAUAGUAACUACAAGUUAAAUAACAUUCAGUGUCACUAUAUAACAUGCUGUCUUACUUGAUUCUGUUUUUCAGACUUCAUUCUAGUUUCUCUUUGUUGGAAGAGUCUCAGAGAUAAUGUGUGCUUUAAUUUUAAACACUCAUUACCAAUAUGAUUUUUGCCCAAAUGUUUGUUAAUGUAAGUUAAAAAAUUAUAUUUGGUUUGGAUUCAAAUAUUUAUAGAUUUACACAAUACCUAUUUCAUCAAAAUAUAUUGUAUGAUAUUUAAUAAAAUUAAAUACAUAAAAUAAAGUUUCAACACUAUUUAUACAAACCCCUAGAAAAGCUUCUUUUUCUUUAUAAGGCUGUUGGCAAUCGACCAUAACCAUGGAAAGGAAAUAAUAACCUUUGGUUUUACUCUUUCACCAGGGAUGGAUGGUAUGACUAAGACAGUUCUGGAUGAGUUGUGUCACUGGAAACACUGUUUUAUACAAUUAAACACUUUGAUGAUUUUUGAGGA
Homo sapiens (human) is the source of this 9672-nucleotide messenger RNA. It is a transcript of the gene PDZD8, whose product is annotated as PDZ domain containing 8. Gene Ontology annotation, molecular function: lipid binding; endoplasmic reticulum-endosome tether activity; mitochondrion-endoplasmic reticulum membrane tether activity. The coding region runs from base 214 to 3678 and encodes 1154 amino acids. Gene Ontology annotation, biological process: organelle localization by membrane tethering; neuron projection development; intermembrane lipid transfer. NCBI's taxonomy places the organism in Eukaryota, Metazoa, Chordata, Mammalia, Primates, Hominidae. The record is from RefSeq and is marked validated. Gene Ontology annotation, cellular component: endoplasmic reticulum-lysosome membrane contact site; endoplasmic reticulum-endosome membrane contact site; endoplasmic reticulum membrane. The transcript has 5 exons.